Messenger RNA from Lactuca saligna, 450 nucleotides. The record is from the annotation of a GenBank genome assembly. NCBI's taxonomy places the organism in Eukaryota, Viridiplantae, Streptophyta, Magnoliopsida, Asterales, Asteraceae.
AUGGGGAGGUCAAUCGACUAUCCCGAUGGGGAGGUCAAUCGACUAUCCCAGCAAGUCUACAGUUUGAGCUUGGAGAAAGAUGCAUUGGCAGAGCACUUGGUUCAAUGGGACGAUCAAUUGGCGGCCGAGGUUUUGAGGAGGAAGGUCUUGGAGGCUGAUCUGGCUCGAGUCCUUCAAAAAGGGGUGGUUUUCAUGGUUGACCGUGUUGUUGAGAGCAGUGAGUUCGUACUUGGGAUCCGAUGUGUAAAGGUUGCAUGUGUAGCUGCUGCACGAUCUGUUGAAGCAAUGCAAGCUGCCAUCAAAGCUUUUUCUGGGAUGGAUUUUGCGUCCUAUCUUUGUUUGGGCAAGCUCAGUCGCGCUGACCUUCGUCGGCUAUGUUUCGAGGAGGAGGAAUUUGCCUCAGACGGUGGGCCCGAGGGUGUUACCUUGGCUCUUCCACGCCAUAAUUGA